UAAAAAAUUAGACUUUUCUCUGGAUUCAAAUUUUAAUUAUAAGAAUAUUUUGUAGGCUUGAGGCUCUUAUUAAAAAAGCACCAGUGAUGAUAUUCAUGAAAGGAAAUCCUGAUGUUCCUCGUUGUGGUUUCAGUAAAACUCUUAUUGGAAUAAUGAAUGAAAUUGGUGUAAGUUACGAAACAUUUGACAUAUUACAAGAUGAAGAGGUACGUCAAGGAUUAAAAAUUUAUUCAAAUUGGCCAACUUAUCCUCAAGUGUAUGUCAAUGGUACUUUGAUUGGAGGAUUAGAUAUAAUUAAGGAAUUAAAUGAAAGUAAUGAGUUAAAACAAACUUUAUUAGGGAAUUAAAUCAAUUUUUAUCUUUAAUAAAUAAACUAUUUGUUAUUUCAUUAUAGAUGACAAUAUUAAUGUAAUCUAUUUACUAUAUGCAUAAAGAUACUGGUAAAUAGUAAAUAAAAUCUUCACUUAUCAAAGCUUUGUGGUGUAUUUUU
Centruroides sculpturatus (bark scorpion) is the source of this 490-nucleotide messenger RNA. RefSeq names its product glutaredoxin-3-like. The coding region runs from base 87 to 347 and encodes 86 amino acids. The transcript has 3 exons. The record is from RefSeq and is a predicted model, not a curated record. Lineage: Eukaryota; Metazoa; Arthropoda; Arachnida; Scorpiones; Buthidae. Gene Ontology annotation, molecular function: disulfide oxidoreductase activity.